CACCAUGAUUCAGAUCAGUAUAUAUACCAUGACCAGCCCCGUGGCAGAGGAAAACCAUUGAGAAACGGGCAUUCCGUCGUCGAUGAGAAGUGACCCCCCCAGCUAUGGAUCAAAGCACCAACAAGGGCCUUGAGCCGAUCAAGGUAGACGACAAGUUUGUCGAGCACGCUUCCGAUGCCUACCCAGGCCUUUCACCAGGGGAUGCCGAGUUUAUGAGGGGGUAUGAGGGAAAGACUGGAAAGAAAGUCGUCAAGAAAAUCGACUUUCGACUCCUGCCCAUUAUGGCCGUUCUAUAUCUACUUGCGCAUAUCGACCGAGGAAACAUCGGAAAUGCGAAAAUCGAGGGGAUGGACAAGGACCUCGGCCUUGUUGGAAACCAGUACAACAUCGCUAGCACCAUCUUUUUCGUGCCCUAUAUCAUUUUCGAGGUGCCUUCCAAUAUUGUCCUCAAGAAGGUCAGAGCGAGCAUCUGGCUGUCGUUCUUGGUUAUAUGUUGGGGAACUGUCAUGACCUGCAUGGGAGUAGUGCAGAACUUUCAAGGCCUCGUUGCGUGUCGAGUAAUUCUCGGAAUAUUCGAGGCAGGCUUCUUCCCAGGUGCCGUCUUCAUCGUCUCAAGCUGGUACCCCCGCCAUGAACUCCAACAGCGCCUUGCCAUUUUCUACACAGCCUCAGCAUUCUCGGGUGCCCUCAGUGGCCUGCUGGCAUUCGGAAUUGCCCGUCUCGAUGGUGCUAGAGGUAUUGCUGGAUGGCGUUGGAUCUUUCUCAUUGAAGGAGCCGUGACUGUAGCCGCUGGUCUGGUGAUGCCAUUGCUCAUAAUUGAUACUCCUGAAAGGGCAAAGUGGCUUUCAGAUGACGAGAAACGCUAUGUAGACCUUCGUCUACGGCUUUCUGGAGUUAGGUCGAACACAGAAGAGGGCGAUAAGUUCUCAUGGAAGCUGCUCUUCAAGACCAUGGUUGAUUGGAAGGUUUUGCUCGGCAUUUUUCUCGCAUGGGCUAAUUCUGUCCCUAAUGCUGCCUUCAAGUUCACCAUGCCACAGAUUAUUAAGCAGCUUGGAUUCUCAACUGCGCAAUCACAGCUCUUGACAAUGCCUCCAUAUGUCUGUGGUGGUAUUGCUGCAUGGUUAUCUGGAAGAUUCUCGGACCGUUUGUCGUGGCGUAUGCCCUUUAUUGUUGGACCCAUGUCUGUACUCCUUGUCGCCCUGGCUGUUCUUUUCAAUUACUCUAAGCACGUGGCGGAUAAUGUUCCAGCCAUGUAUGUUGGUGUGAUGCUGGCUCAGAUCGGUAUUUAUCCACUGCUCCCUGGUAUCAGCGCAUGGACAGGCAACAACCUCGCACCAUCCUGGAAAAGAUCCAUUGGUCUUGCUUGGCUUUUGGCUGCAGGAAAUCUUGGCAGCCUCAUUGGAACAAACAUCUUCCUCGAUAGAGAAGGCCCUCAAUAUCCGACCGGGUAUGGGGUCUCACUCGGAAUUAUCUGCCUGGGUGCUUCCUGCGCUCUGUUCAUGGAAUUUUGUCUCUGGAAGUCGAACAAAGCACGGGCUCAGCUUUCUGAGGCGGAGAUACGUCAGAAGUACUCUCAAGAGGAACUGGAUGCUAUGGGAGAGCGAAGUCCGUUGUACAAGUACACGCUUUAG
Molecule: messenger RNA, 1631 nt
Organism: Fusarium redolens
Lineage: Eukaryota; Fungi; Ascomycota; Sordariomycetes; Hypocreales; Nectriaceae
Product: major facilitator superfamily domain-containing protein
Exons: 5
Coding region: 105-1631 (508 amino acids)
Biological process (GO): transmembrane transport
Cellular component (GO): membrane
Molecular function (GO): transmembrane transporter activity
Source: RefSeq, a predicted model, not a curated record